AUGAAGCUUCUACUAUUUUUCGCUCUGCUGGUCAUGAGUUUUACUAGCCUAGUUCAGGCUAGCAAACUGGUUGUAGCACACUUCAUUGUCGGAAACACAUACCCAUAUACGAUCGAAAAUUGGAAAGAGGACAUCAAGGAUGCUCACUCGGCAGGAAUCGAUGGUUUCGCACUAAAUAUUGGUGGUGAUGCUUGGCAGGUUGAACGUGUCAGUGAUGCCUAUGAAGCAGCUAGUAGCGUAUCUCCAGAUUUCAAGCUCUUCUUAUCGUUUGAUAUGACCGUCAUGCCAGCAAAUCCGGAUUACAUUGAAGGGAUAGUGAGACGAUUUGCUAGGAAACCCAAUCAAUUAUGGUGGGAUAACAAGGUCUUUGUUUCAACCUUUUCUGGUGAAAGCGACUUCUUCGGACACUCAGACGUUAGUACUGGUUGGAAUUUAGCUGUAAAGCAACCAUUAGAAUCUGCUGGUUAUCCUAUCUUCUUUGCUCCUAGUUGGACUUCUUUGGGAGGCGGAGCUUUACAACAAAGCGUAACCGACGGCUUCGUUUCCUGGAACACAUGGCCUACGACUUCCGCAGAUAUGAAUGCUAAUGAUGAUUACUAUUAUAAGCAAUUAGCGAAUUCUUUGGGUAAGAUUUACAUUGCACCUAUUUCGCCAUGGUUCUAUACUCAUCUAAGCUAUAAAAAUUGGGCAUACAAGAGCGAUUGGCUCUACGUGGACCGUCUGCAGCAAAUGUUGGAUGUUCAGCCUGACAUGAUUGAGGUCUUAACCUGGAACGAUUUUGGUGAGUCUCAUUACAUCGGUAAGAUUCAAGGUGCUUUACCUUCUGGAUCUGAGAGCUAUGUUGAAGGUUUCGAUCAUACUGCUUGGCGUUUAAUGCUAGCUCCAUAUAUCGCCGCUUUUAAGGAUGGGGCACGCAAACCUUAUAUUAACUUUGAGUCUCUGUUUUACUGGUAUAGACCUUCUUCAAAGUAUAGUGUUCCUACUCAAGAUGGUAUUGGUUAUCCUUCUGGAGGUGACUAUGAUCAAGACAAAAUUUAUGCCGUAGUUUAUCUGCUGCAGCCUGCCGAAGUUACUAUGUCUUGUGGUAAAAACAGCCAGACUUUUAAUGCCGAAGCUGGUGUUCACCGUUUCUCUAUCAACAUGGCACCAGGCUCUAGUCCAAGUUUCAGUGUUUCUAGACAGGGUAAAGAAAUGGCUUCACAAACAGGACCAAAAAUUGAAGAAACCAUUAAAGAAUAUAACUUCAAUGCCCACACUGGUUAUUUGUUCUUUUAA
This is a messenger RNA of Schizosaccharomyces octosporus yFS286, 1275 nucleotides long. RefSeq names its product glucan endo-1,3-alpha-glucosidase Agn1. NCBI's taxonomy places the organism in Eukaryota, Fungi, Ascomycota, Schizosaccharomycetes, Schizosaccharomycetales, Schizosaccharomycetaceae. The record is from RefSeq and is a predicted model, not a curated record. The coding region runs from base 1 to 1275 and encodes 424 amino acids. Gene Ontology annotation, molecular function: glucan endo-1,3-alpha-glucosidase activity. The transcript has a single exon.